AUGUCCGAUCUCCCGUCUGAUUUGUUAGAAGAAAUAUUCUCUACGGUUCCUACCACAUCAUCUCUGACAAGAUUACGAUAUACUUGUAAACGAUGGAAUGCUUUAUUCAAAAACAGAAGAUUCACUGCUCGUAAAGCUCCUAAGCAGUCACUGGUUCUCAUGUUGAUGGACUCUAGAAUUUUUUCCAUGAGCGACAGUCUCAAAACUCUCAACUUCGCUGAUUCAUCUAUAGAGUGUAAGGUUCCACUUGGCCUAGAGAAUUCUCAUUCUAAUUUAGAAGAAGUGGAAAUAGUCGAAGCUUUUCACUGUGGAGGUUUGUUGUUAUGCACUACCAACCAGGAUAGACUCAUGGUUUGGAAUCCAUGUUUGGGGGAAAUUAGAUUGAUCCAAACCAAAACUGAUAACGAGAGAUUCUCUAGGUUUGUUCUAGGUUACGAAAACAACAAGUUUUGCCAUAGCUUCAAAAUUUUGAGGUGUUACCACCAAAACAACAAAACCGUUGGGGAUGAAAUUUAUGAUUUUAGCUCUGAUUCAUGGAGGGUACUUGUUGAUGUCGUUGCUCUCGACAGCUUCUUAGUAGCAUCAUCAAAGGGUGUGUCUUUGAAGGGACUGCUUACUAGAUUACUAUUGAUAAAACAUACACCUCUGAUAAAAGAAGCAAAUCUGAACUUUUACUAA
Eutrema salsugineum is the source of this 678-nucleotide messenger RNA. RefSeq names its product putative F-box only protein 9. NCBI's taxonomy places the organism in Eukaryota, Viridiplantae, Streptophyta, Magnoliopsida, Brassicales, Brassicaceae. The transcript has a single exon. The record is from RefSeq and is a predicted model, not a curated record. The coding region runs from base 1 to 678 and encodes 225 amino acids. Gene Ontology annotation, molecular function: ubiquitin-protein transferase activity; protein binding. Gene Ontology annotation, biological process: SCF-dependent proteasomal ubiquitin-dependent protein catabolic process.